This is a messenger RNA of Paramuricea clavata, 633 nucleotides long. NCBI's taxonomy places the organism in Eukaryota, Metazoa, Cnidaria, Anthozoa, Malacalcyonacea, Plexauridae. The record is from the annotation of a GenBank genome assembly.
AUGCAGCGUGUAUUGGGGGAGACAAAGUUGUUAUGUGGUGAUUUGGUGGUUCCGCUGGAGUCGUAUUACAUAUAUUGCUAUGCUUAUGAAAUUAGAUUUCUUGGACAGCGUAUAAUAUCGGUAGCUGUAAUUGAUUUGAAGCAUCAUUCUUAUACAACAGCACAAAUAUAUUUGGGUAUUUAUCCCGACAAGUUUACCAGUACUGAUGAGGAAAACUAUAUUGUGACUAGUGGUCAACGUACAAUAGUGUCAAUACAACGUUGUACUACGCUCGCACCGCUCCGGUGGAGUUCUACACAUGUAAAACCAAUAGUACAGCAACGUUUGGACGAAGUUGUACAAUAUGUCUUAAAUUAUAAUCAUUUUCACGAAAUCGGUAUACAGCGGCGAAUUUCAAGAGGCCUCGGUGUACACGCUGACCUAAGACUAAUACAAUUGUUGUCGUAUGCCCAAAAGUUGCAAAACAUUGUGAAAAAUUAUUGUCAAAGUAAUUGUACGUGUGGCGGGUUUAACGACGAGUGUACGUGCCCCAUACCUUACAGAUGUGACGAAGUGUUUUUGGACGCAAAACAACUUUAUGAUCAUGCGGUGCUUUUUAGAGCCACUUGCCCCGCAGGAGAAGAAACUCUAUGA